Loa loa (African eye worm) is the source of this 303-nucleotide messenger RNA. RefSeq lists its product as hypothetical. The record is from RefSeq and is a predicted model, not a curated record. Lineage: Eukaryota; Metazoa; Nematoda; Chromadorea; Rhabditida; Onchocercidae. The annotation marks the transcript as partial. The transcript has 2 exons.
AUUAUGAUUUAUUCACAAGUGAUCUCCAACGAACGGUUCAAUCCCGCAUUAGCUGUGUUUAAAACAGCCGGUCUGAUCCGGACAACAGCGGGUAUCCAACAAACACAGAACACCCUAAACGAUUCAUGUAAUUUGUCAAGAGGUUCCGAACGAUCUCAUGUUGCUUAUGUCAGAGGAAACCACGAACAGGAAAAGUGUUCUGUCAAAAUGCUCGGCGAACAUUUCAGUUAUGAAUUUGAUUCAUGGCCAAAAAAUGAAUUAGUUUCGGAUUCCUGGGCAAGGAUAGAAAUAUGUCUUCUGUGA